This is a messenger RNA of Dictyostelium discoideum AX4, 1125 nucleotides long. RefSeq lists its product as hypothetical. The transcript is spliced from 3 exons. NCBI's taxonomy places the organism in Eukaryota, Evosea, Eumycetozoa, Dictyosteliales, Dictyosteliaceae. The record is from RefSeq and is a predicted model, not a curated record. The coding region runs from base 1 to 1125 and encodes 374 amino acids.
AUGUAUUAUAUAAAUAACUCUACUGUUACAACGACACCAGCGCCAACACAAACCCCAUACGACUCGAGAAGGUGUUACUGUGAUCCAGUAUUUCAAUUAGAAGAGGGAGAAGAAUGUAACCCUGAAGGAUGUUUAACAUUAUCAAUUAUAUUUUUAAUAUUAUAUUUAAUUCCAAUUGUAAUUUGUAUUUCUCGUUUCUAUGAAAUGAGAAAUAGAAAAGAUAGUGCAUGGUCAAUAGUUUCAUUAGUUUUCUUAUUUAUAACAAGUUUGAUUAGAAUAAUAAGAUCAAUAUUAUUAAUAGUUAAAUUUGAAAAUUAUUUAAUUAUGGGUCUUACAUUUGUUUUACCUUUAGGUAUUUUAAUUUGUUCAUAUUUCAAUACACUUUAUGUUUGGGUUAAAAUUAUACAUCACAUUAAUUUUUCGAAGAUGGUAUCAAGAGUAUUCCCAUUCUUAGGUAAAGUUUUAAUAGGUUCUCAAAUUGUUUUAAUGGUUUUAUUAAUUGCAACAUGUUUAGCUGGUUGGUCGUUUUAUGCAACAAAUACACUUUUAUUAGUUUUCUUGAUUUAUGGAGGUGUUGGAUGUAUUGUAUUUGUAAAAAUGAUUUGGCAAGAAUAUAGAGAUUUAUCAGAUAAAGAUUGUGGUGUAUUCAGUCAAACUAGUCAUGAAAGAAUUCAAAAAGUUUUAAAAUUAUCAUCAACUGCAAUCGUUAUAACAAUAUUAACAGUUGGUAUGGUAAUUUGGAGUUUUAAACUUGAAGGUAAAUUACCAAUGUCUCAAAUUUUAGCAUAUAAUUUUAUUGGUCGUUUCAUUGAAAUCGUUUGGAUUGGUGUAAUGUUAUUAGUAUUAGCACCAAAAUUGCAAUCAUGGGGUCAAAAUUCCUCUUCAAGAACAAAUAGAAACUCUAAUCUCGAUGAUUUAAGUGAUUCUUCAAUUGACAUUGAAUCAAAUGAUGAUUCUAGUAAAGAAAAAGAUUUAACCUCUUGUAAUAAUAGCUCAAAUUUAAAUAUUAAUACAAAUCAUAAUACUAGUUCAAGUCCAAAUGUAAAUAAUAAUUCAAAUCAAUCUUUAGAAGUUUCUGAAAAUUUAAAUAACAAAGAUGAUUUAAUAGGUGGUGCUGAUGUUUAA